Coccidioides posadasii C735 delta SOWgp is the source of this 1589-nucleotide messenger RNA. The record is from RefSeq and is a predicted model, not a curated record. Lineage: Eukaryota; Fungi; Ascomycota; Eurotiomycetes; Onygenales; Onygenaceae.
ACUAUCGCUUUCUCUUUGUAUUCACCCCCUCUUUGUUUGAACGUCAGUGAUUGCACCUAUCUCCUUUGCCGACUUUUGCCCACGCUCGGCCCGGGCAAACAAGCAUUGGGGAAACUGAAGAAACCUCGGCUCAUUGCCCGCCCGCGACGACAUCAAACCACCGAUAUAUCGACUUCACACACCAUAUAGACAGCAUUGAACAGCACGCAGAAUCAAAUCUCGCCCUUGAAAACAGCUGGUCUCGGCAGAAACUGACCCCCGUCGCCCACAGCCGAACGGGAUCUUCAUUUAUCGGAUUCGGUCGGUGGGAAAAUAAAUGUAUGAGGAGGUUGCAGCGCGUCACAUUUAAGAGUGCAUUUUGAAGCUUGCGGUUCAAUCAGGAAUUGAGCUCGAUAUUUAGCGUUAGAAGGAAGCAGUACGGAGUACAGGAUAUCAUUAGUAUCUGCUGAGUACUCUUCGCGAAUUCUAAAGCAGCACCAACCAUGCACGCCAUCACCGUCUCCUCCACCGACGGCCAGCCGGGUAAGCCGGGCAAAGUCUACUACCCUCUCGCCCUUCGGGACAUCCCCAAGCCCACGCCCCAAGGCACCGAGCUCCUCAUCAAGAUCACCGCCGCGGCUCUAAACCACAGAGACCUCUUCAUCCGCCAGCACCUGUACCCGGGUGUUUCGUUCGACACCCCUCUCCUCGCGGACGGAGUGGGCGUCGUGGUCGCAGCCGGCCCACAAGUCCGAGAGCCACAAUCCUGGAUCGAAAAGCGAGUCAUUCUGAACCCGGGCACAGGAUGGAAAGAUUCAGAGGACGGUCCAGAGUCGCCAACGGGAUAUGCCAUCAUGGGCGGAACGAAGGCUAAUCCCAAGGGCACGUUGCAGGAGUAUGUCACUCUGGACGUGACGGAGGUUGAGCUAGCGCCCGAGCAUCUGAGCGACGUCGAGGCCGCUGCUCUGCCCUUGACAGGCCUGACUGCCUGGCGUGCUCUUGUCACCAAAGCUGGCGAUAAGAACUCCAAGGCCGGUGCGGCGGUUUUGAUCACGGGGAUCGGUGGUGGAGUCGCCCUGAUGGCGUUGAGAUUCGCAGUCGCCCGAGGCGCCGAUGUCUACGUCACGAGCUCGAGCGAGGAGAAACUCAGACAAGCUACCGAGCUGGGUGCUCGCGGGGGGGUAAAUUAUAAGGAGGACGGAUGGGACAAGAAACUGCUUGGCAUGCUGCCGAAGGGGAAGAGGAACUUUGACGCCAUAAUCGACGGUGCGGGUGGAGAUAUUGUCGAGAAAUCAGCCCGGCUGCUCAAGGCCGGAGGAGUUCUCUCCGUUUACGGCAUGACGAUCGCGCCGAAGAUGCCUUUCUUCAUGCAAGCCGUGCUUAAGAACAUAGACGUCAAGGGCUCGACGAUGGGCUCGAGAAAGGAAUUUGAAGACAUGGUCAACUUCGUCAAAGCGCAUGGCAUCCAGCCCAUUGUGUGGCGCGUGGUGCAGGGUAUCAACAACAUCAAAGAGAUCGAUAGCCUAUUUGACGACAUGAAGCAGGGAAGCCAGUUUGGCAAAUUGGUCAUUCGGAUCGCCAAUGACGGCGUGUCCGACAGCAAGCUGUAA